Molecule: messenger RNA, 995 nt
Organism: Papaver somniferum (opium poppy)
Lineage: Eukaryota; Viridiplantae; Streptophyta; Magnoliopsida; Ranunculales; Papaveraceae
Product: pre-rRNA-processing protein TSR2 homolog
Exons: 4
Coding region: 192-782 (196 amino acids)
Biological process (GO): maturation of SSU-rRNA from tricistronic rRNA transcript (SSU-rRNA, 5.8S rRNA, LSU-rRNA)
Cellular component (GO): nucleus
Source: RefSeq, a predicted model, not a curated record
GAUGCGAGCGGAGUUUUUACGAGAUCUUCACCAACUGGGCUACCCUGUUAAAUUAGUCCCCUGUAGUAAUCAUCUUUGCAAAGCCGCACUCCCCCGCCGCAGAAAAGAUUCUCAGUGAAAAACACAUCUUAAGGUGCUCAUAAAGUCGCAGGCUCGCAGCUUUAUUGGAAUCACAGAGUAAACCCUAAGCCAUGGCUGCCAACAAUCCUCCAUUAACUCCCCAAUCCUUGUCUGCCUUCUCUGAAGGCAUAUAUCUUGUUCUAUCUCGGUGGACUGCUCUUCAGAUGGCUAUUCAAAACGAAUGGGGAGGAAGAGAUUCUCGUCAGAAAUCAGACCAAUUCUCUUAUGAUAUCCUCUCCUGGUUUACCCAAACUAAAGAGCCGCUUUAUAUUGAUGAUUUGGAGGAGAAGAUAUUGUUCAAAACCAUGACAGAUGAAUUCAAUGUUGUGCUUGACGAUGGGAGCGAGAAAGAGAUAGCAGAAGAGCUUAUGAUUAUGCAUGAAGAGUGCCUGCAAGAAAAUUAUGAGUCGAUUCAAAGACUAAGGAUAUCCAGUAAUGGAGCGCAAGCUGUCUCUCAAAGUAGACAGUUGGUUGAUGAAAAUGUGGAUGAGAGUUCUGAUGACGAAGAAGCAUCAGACAUGGCAGUAGAUGAGCCGCAGGGGCCAAGCUCAAAUUCAAAAACAAAUAACACAUCGGUUGAUAAUCAGAACCAGACAGGACAAGCAGAUGAUGGAUGGUCUGUCGUCCCCCCUAGGCGAAACAAGGGCAACCGCCAAAAUUAGUUUGAAACUCAAUCAUGGUCUUUCCUGUUUCUGCAACUCUUCCAAUUUUGUUUGUAUAAAAAUACUACUAGAUUUAUAUAAAAAUAACAUGUCUAAGGUAUUUUGUGUACUAAGCUUUGUGGUUUUGAAGUUUAUGUCAAUUGAUGAGCUUUGUUUCUGAACACGACAUCAGGGUAUUUCUCGAUAUUGAAUGUUAAGUACGCUUUGUGAGUA